AUGGUGCUGGAGUAUGUAGCCACUGAUCGCUCAGUAGCUGAAAUUGAGAAAAAGAUUAUAGAAGCUUUUGAUGUGUUUGACCAUGAAUGCAAUAAAACUGUGGAUGUCAGAGAGAUUGGUUCAAUUGUCAGGUCCUUGGGUUGCUUCCCAACUGAAGCAGAACUACAUGAACUACUUGCAAAGGUAGAAGAAGAACCACCGACUGGUUACAUUCAUCUGGAAAAAUUUCUUCCAGUCAUGACAAAAGUACUACUUGACAGAAGCUACCAGCCUAUUCCAGAAGAUGUUCUUCUACAUGCAUUUGAGACUUUGGAUGAGAAUAAAUGUGGAUAUAUUACUAAAGAGGACCUGGUCAGAUAUUUGACCAAAGAAGGUGAGCCCUUUACUCAGGAAGAAAUGGAAGACAUGCUCUCCACUGCUCUAGAUCCAGAAACAAAUACUGUUCGCUACAGAGACUACAUUUCAAAGAUGAUAGUGGAUGAAAGUUAA
Molecule: messenger RNA, 489 nt
Organism: Chaetura pelagica (chimney swift)
Lineage: Eukaryota; Metazoa; Chordata; Aves; Apodiformes; Apodidae
Gene: EFCAB2
Product: EF-hand calcium binding domain 2
Exons: 7
Coding region: 1-489 (162 amino acids)
Molecular function (GO): calcium ion binding
Source: RefSeq, a predicted model, not a curated record